This is a messenger RNA of Octopus sinensis (East Asian common octopus), 3499 nucleotides long. RefSeq names its product set1/Ash2 histone methyltransferase complex subunit ASH2. The record is from RefSeq and is a predicted model, not a curated record. Gene Ontology annotation, cellular component: Set1C/COMPASS complex. Bases 923 to 3010 code for a protein of 695 amino acids. NCBI's taxonomy places the organism in Eukaryota, Metazoa, Mollusca, Cephalopoda, Octopoda, Octopodidae. Gene Ontology annotation, molecular function: transcription cis-regulatory region binding; protein binding. The transcript is spliced from 18 exons.
AGGGAAAGAAAGUUGUGGCAUUCAUGCGUUUCUGAAUAAUCAGUGCAUCGUCGAUGAAACAGUUCUAAAUAUUAUUUAAAACAAGGAUUGUACGCUUUCUUGGAGAAACUUAACCGCACAACGGAGCCGGUCACAUUACUAAUACAUAUUCUACUUGAAGCUAAGUUGGAUUAGUUAAUGUUAAGGAAUGACUAAUUUGACUCGGGGAUACCAACUAAACAAAAUAUAAUUUGGAGAACAAAUAAUUACAAUUGUUAACUUUUUUCUCGUGAAUUUGGAUGAUCGUGAAGUUUUCCUUUCAAAGUUGCGAGAGUGUUCAAAGGCUCGAAAUACGAAAUUUGCAAAUGUUUAAUGAUCAAACGUUUGCUAACACAUAUAAACAACUUGUUUUCCGGAACGAACAUAGUGGUUAGGUCUGCUAGAAAUAACAGCAGAAUGUUGGAUCCAGACACACUGAACAAAGGACUUAUGCGUGAGAAAGCUGAAUUAAAGAAACUAUAAUGUUAGUAAACUGUCAAAAUAAGUGCCGGGAUAAUAUUUACUUGUCACCUUUUAAAGUAUUGGCGGCAUAAUUUAAAGAGAAACUGAAACCGGUUCUCGUACUUGACUCGCAGUAACUUUAUCUCGGUAUCGAAUUGCUCGACAAAAUCUUAGAUAUGCCAUCUCCAAAAUUACCAAUAUACUUCGACUGUUAGACCAGAAAUACUCUCCUGCCACCCGAUAAAUUGAAUGCCGUUAGCGAUGACCUACAGAAGUUCAGGCUGGACAUCAACCACAUUGAUCACACCAAUUCGGAAGGGCUUUGCUAAGUUCCAAAACUGGUGAUUCUUCGGAAGAAACUGUUGCUGAAGUUGCAUCCAGUAAGAAAGAAGAGAGUGAAAAGAAAGAGGAAACACCCAAAGAAUCUGAAAAUCAGGAAGAUAUGGAGGUCGAGAGUAAAUCAUUAGACAAAAACAGUGAGAACAACAACAAUAAGAAAGACACUGAAUCAUCAGAACAGCCACAGCUACCAACCACACCACCACCUCCACCUCCAAAUGAAACUGAAACACCACCUCCACCACCACCUGAUGACUCCCCAUCCAUGGAAACUGAAGUAGAUAAUGCGCCCGACACACCAGCUACCAUCCCUGCCACACCAGUGGCUGCAGAUAUGGUUGACCUUUCAGAAAUGGAGACUGACAUGAACACAGCCUCAAAAUCAAACGAUACUGAUGAAACAACAUCCCAAACAGGUGCUGAAGAUGUUGAAUCAUCCCAAACCAAUGCAGAUAGCUUUGAUGAAGAGAACACAGACUACACUGCUGGGAAAGCUGCACAGUUUGGUGAAAGGAGAAUAAGCGAUCAGACUAAAGACACUAAAAUGGACUCAUCAGAAUCAAAAAGUUCAGAAUUUGAUGCGGACCCUGAUAAAAGAUCUGUAAAAGAGUCAGACGCAGAACCAGUUAAAAAUCCACAAUGUUACUGUAAACAGGGACGGAAGCUUGGAACAGUUGAAUUUCAGUGCAGUAGUUGCUAUAAAUGGUUUCAUAUUGAUUGUAUCAAAAUGCCUUUAGGGAAAUGUGUUCCUUUUAUGUCAAAUUACCUUUUUUACUGCAAGUCUAAGAAGUGCAGUCCAAACGGUGAAAGUUUUUCCAAAAAACAUGCAAGUUUCAGCCAGAUGUGCUAUACUGCUGUAGCAAAUUUAACUUUUCAAAACCAAUCACAUCCUGAUCAGAAAUUCAUGUUUUCAAAAAAGGACAUUAUUCCCUAUAUAGAUAAGAACUGGGAGAGUCUGACUACUAUGCCACGACGAAUUAAACCAACAUGGCACACAACUAUAGUUAAGACAAUGACCAAAGACGCUGAUAUUUUUAUGUGCAGUGAAGAAAUUCCUGGAGAUCCUCAUUUUGGCCUUGUAAAUUCUGACUUGGAGAAAAUUAGUCCAAAUUAUGACCUUAUAAAGAGUAUCAUUAUGAACAAAGGUGCUGAUCCAAAGGGCAGCAGUGGUUUAUCAGAAGGGCCAACUUCAAAAGGCCGUGGCAACAAAAGGAAAGCACCUCUGGAUGGUACGCAGCAAACUGGGACAAAGCAAAAGAAAAGUGAAUUGAAUUCUGCAAUGAAGCUAGCCCCCCAUGGCUACCCUCUGGAGCAUCCAUUUAACAAAGAUGGCUAUCGUUAUAUCCUAGCAGAACAAGACCCACAUGCACCUAAUAGACAAGCUUUUGAUGAGAGUUCAGACUGGGCUGGAAAGCCUAUUCCCGGUUAUUUGUACCGAACAUCUUUAGGAAAUGAUGUCCUCUUCGCUUUGCAUGACCGUGCUCCACAACUAAAAAUUUCAGACGAUUGUUUAACUGUGACUGGAGAUAAAGGAUACAGCAUGGUGAGAGCCACACAUGGUAUUCGCUGUGGUUCUUGGUACUAUGAAGCAAAAAUAGACGACAUGCCACUUGACACUGCCACCCGGAUUGGAUGGGCUCAGCCACUUGGGAAUGUCCAAGCUCCAUGCGGUUAUGAUAAGUUUAGCUAUUCUUGGAGGUCAAAGAAAGGGACAAGCUUCCAUCAGAGUCGUGGCAAACAUUUUUCAUUUGGAUAUGGUGAAGGUGAUGUUUUAGGUUUCUACAUUUAUUUACCCCAGCCAGAUGAUCCAGGGAAACUGUUACCACCAACAUACAAAGAUAAGCCUUUAGUGAAGUUCAAGAGUCACUUGUAUUAUGAAGAAAAAGAUUAUGUUUCUGAAGCUGAGAAAAACCUACAAAUUAGCCCUGGAAGCAAGUUAAUUACUUACAAAAAUGGAGAAAUUCAAGGGAUAAUGUUUACUGAUAUCUUUGAAGGAGUCUACCACCCUUCUGUAUCAUUAUACAAGAAUGCUACUGUCUCUGUAAAUUUUGGACCUAAUUUCAAAUAUCCACCUAAGGAUUGCGGCCCCUACACACCAAUGUCUAGGGCAGCUGGUGAAGCUAUGGUGGAAUAUUCUUUGGCUGAUGUCAUCUAUCAUAUUGAAAAUGAAGGCAACACACCUGAAUUUUGAUAUUUACAUUUUCAUUUAGUCAAAGAUUUCACCCGGGAAUACUAUUUCAGUUAGUUACCUGAUCUUAGGAUACCAUUAUUUCAUAUUUUUUUCCAUAUCAUUAUUAUUUUUUUUUUUUAUUAUCAUUAUUAUUAUAAUUAUUUAAGUAUUAAUAUUUUACUGGAGUCAGUCUAAAGAGAAAGAUGCCUUAGAUAUAACUGAAAAUGUUUCAUGACUCGGAUGUCACUGGAAACUAACUUUGUGAAUAAAGUGUGUCAAGUGAGAAACAUACCAGCACAGCAGAGGCCAUCACUCACUGAGCUAUUGACAAUAGCUAGAAGCCACAGAUAUGAAGCAAGAGUAAAGCAAAAAGCUACAACGGGGAAUCAAAGCCAAAGCUGUUGCUUAUCAUCUUUAAAAAAUGUCAUCAUUUUCUUAGAUGUACAUGAUUCAAAACAUCAAAUAUUUUUCAUUAAAAACAAAUUUUUUUUUUUAUUUUUUUAUAAUUUU